AUGUUGGCUAGCACUGCGCUGGCCAUUCCCAAACCCGGUGUGAGGUGCCGCUCCAUGAACUCCACCGUCACAACAGCGGACAGCAACGACUUGAAGUCGUGGUGGCACGAAGCAGGUGUGAUCGAUCCACACGGCCCCAUCGCCGAUGACAGCGUCCGUCAAUCGCAUCUAUACUCGGUCCAGGUUGCUUCCGCCGGCAGCAACACCUUCUACGAUUCUUUUGUCUACGAGACCAUUCCCCGCAGCGGCAAAGGGAAGCUCUGUUACCCAGAUAGGUCAGAUAUUUGUAAUGAAGACGAUCAGGUCAGCAUCGAGGACGACAUCGGUGUCACCAUGGGAUGGUCCCAGUUUCUCUAUGGAAAGGACGCAGUCGUCAAAAUCACUCGCACCGACGACAAGCCAAUCCUUUCGGCCGAUCACAUUACGAUCCGUCCCACCAACCGCGAGUUCGACGUGACGGUCUCCAAUAACGCUGCUUUUAUCAGGGUACCUUACAACCCCGAGACUAAUGGUGCGCGCUUCUCGGUAGAGUUCGCAGACGACAUUUUUGAGUAUCGUAUUAAGGAGAAGACCCAGCAAUCGACCUACGUGCAAGACGUCAACCCAUCGGGCGACUACUAUGUUCAGUCUUACACAGACUCUAUGCCGGUUGUGGGGCGCGAGCCACUCAAUGCGCUCCUCAUUUUCGCUAGCCCCUUUCCUUCCGGAGUUUUUGUCCCAUCCACCCAGCAGGAUAUAUAUGAAGUUCAGCCUGGCCUUGUUGAGAGUCUCCAACAGGUGACCAAGUCGGUUGUUUCUUUUGGUCCUGGGGUUUACUGGUUCACAGGGAAGAAUCGUGCUAUUCUUCCAUCUAGUGUGUCAUGGGUCUACCUGGCCCCUGGUGCAUAUGUCAAGGGCGCCAUCGAGUACAACAACCCCAACAGCCCGCAGCUUAAAGCCACUGGUUACGGUGUGCUCUCUGGAGAACAAUAUGUUUAUCAAGCAAACCCUGCAGCAGGAUAUAGCAACACCAAGUCUGAUCUGACGUCCUUGAAGAUGUGGCGUGGUAAUGGUGUCACUAGUGGGCAGACUUGGGUAAUGAAUGGUAUUACCACCAGCGCUGCUCCUUUCAACGUCAUGGACUUUUAUGGAGACAAUGACGGCGUGCCUCCUCCUGGUUUUGCUGUGGAUAUCACCGAUUACAAGCAAGUCGGCGGUUACUUUGGCCAGACCGAUGGCCUUGAGAUGUACACCAAUGGCCGUCUGCAGGAUGUUUUCUAUCAUGUUGGCGAUGAUGGUAUCAAGACAUAUUACUCAGGUGUCCACGCUCAGCGUAUGAUAGUUUGGAAGACCAAUAAUGCCCCUAUUAUUCAGAUGGGCUGGUACCCACGCAAUAUUGAAGACAUCCGUCUUGAGGACAUCGAUGUGAUUCACUGCCGUUAUUACUCGUGGCUGGACUUUGCCCCCCGAGCUCUGAUCGGAUCCUCCUCCAGCUAUCUUGAUAUCAAUUCUGAUAGCACGGCCGAUAUCACUACCACCAUUUCCAACUACACUGUGGCAAAUAUCCGAGCAGAGGGUAUUUCUCCAGGUCUUAUCAGUCUGAACAUGUUGUCGAACAUCGAUGAUUUCGUUAUUGAAAAUGCUUGGAUUGAGGAGUUAACCCCCGUUCCUUCCCUCGACAUCAGUGCUAUUGUGGGAUUCACGGAUAAGAAUCAUAACAACCAAAAAGUCAGCCUUGGUGCCAAUUCCGUCAAUGGGGUCGGUUUGACCAUCCGGGGCUUCCAGGUCGGAGAUACCCCUAUCAAAUUCGAUUCGGACAAUUGGGAUGUCAAUUCCGCCGGUCGCAUCAGCAUUGACCCUGCCUUUGACAGCCACUACGUAGUGGAGUAA
This is a messenger RNA of Penicillium longicatenatum, 1869 nucleotides long. RefSeq lists its product as uncharacterized. The record is from RefSeq and is a predicted model, not a curated record. The transcript has a single exon. Gene Ontology annotation, molecular function: hydrolase activity, hydrolyzing O-glycosyl compounds. The coding region runs from base 1 to 1869 and encodes 622 amino acids. Lineage: Eukaryota; Fungi; Ascomycota; Eurotiomycetes; Eurotiales; Aspergillaceae.